Molecule: messenger RNA, 1326 nt
Organism: Felis catus (domestic cat)
Lineage: Eukaryota; Metazoa; Chordata; Mammalia; Carnivora; Felidae
Gene: EXOC1L
Product: exocyst complex component 1 like
Exons: 3
Coding region: 672-1190 (172 amino acids)
Source: RefSeq, a predicted model, not a curated record
UUUCUUUGUGAGUAGGAGAAUGAACAACAUUAAAGUGAGCCCACUGAAAAAAUAAUUUGGACCCAGGAGUUGGUGCUGACUUUCGCGGAAGCAAAGGUCUGGACGAAUUGCAGGAGGGGAGAGGAGGGCAAGGGACUUGUUGGAAGUGUCAGGAGCAAGCACUGAUGCUUUGUCUCCUGCCGAUGACAGCAAAGUUCUUAAUGGAAGAUGAUCCCAAUCAAUAGGGCCAGACAGCUGAUUUAUAUAAUGGAAUCAAGCUGAAGCAGUGGUCUUCCUCUGCAGAGUGAUGUGAAAGGGAAAAGGCUACUAGACGAGAAUAACCAAGGGACUCCACAAGUACAGCUGCUGGUGUUCAGAAAUGUGUUCCCCAUCAGCAAACCACAGGAGAGCUCCAGAGAGCAGCCUACUUCAGCCUGGAUGCUGAGGAGGGACGGUGGGGCGAGUGUUGCUGCUGGAUUUUGGCUGCAGCUGCCGCUGCCGCUGUCGUUGGGCACGCACCGCAGUGAGGGGUCUGACCGCAUAGACUGUUCUGCGGAGCCUGGGUCUGGCCAGGAAUGAGAAGUUAAAGGGCGAGGGCUGGGAGGAGCAAACCCAAACAAGAAAUCUAGGGAGCAAAAGGAGAGAAAGGGUGAUCUCGAGCCAAGACAUCAGGCCAAGUGGAACUGGAGGCAAUGUCAUCAUUGGUAAAGGAGGACUUGGAGAAGAAACUGUUUAAGCCACUCUCCCAGAAUCUGUACGAGUUUAUUGAAAUAGAGUUCUCCGUCCAGGACAGGUAUUACCUCUGUGUGUCAGUGACCAAAACUGAAGAAGUAAAAAUAAUUAUGGUGAAACACUACAGAAUAGGCUUAGAUGAAAAAUAUGAAGUAACAAAAAAGUGGUCUUUGAACGAUCUGCAGAUGAUUGAUGGAAAAGAAGCAGAUACUGACAAUCCAUUUUUUGAUCUGCACUUCAAGAAAGUGUACAGUUUGGAAGCAUAUAGUUGUGCUUCUAAAUAUGCCUUUGCUCGAACUGUGAAUAAGCUGAAUCAUGCAUAUCUUAAGAAGGACUUGCAGAUUGUGAACUUUGAUUCUACUUACAUUAAUGAUGAUUCCAUUUGGUCCUCAAACAAUAAGGAUUGCUUGGUUCUUAUGAGAAUAUGCUUUUAUGCUUUCAAUCUAGUAUGCUUAUCCCUGUGUCCCCUGCCACUCUGAAGAUAAAUACUAUGUUCCUUCAUCUGUAUGCUAUGAAAAUGGUUCCCUAGAUAAAUACUGAUAGUCAUGAUUUUGCUUUUCCCUUCAUCAGUGACUAUUAUUUAUAUGAAAAUAAAGUGAUGCUUUGUGAAUUGCA